UUGUGAUCAGGAGUGACACAGGUACAACGUAGCCGCCGCCGACGUUAUUCAUUCAACUGGCAUUUCAACCUAUCGCAAGCGAAGAUUGUGUACGUAAUAACGUGAAAGAACCACGGAAAUGUCUGUUAACAUAGGUCUUUCUGGUUUGGAAAUGGAACGUGGUACGGAAAGCAUUCAUGCGUGUUUUCCGGCCGAAAUGGAAGGUGACAACUGCUCUCCUCGUGACGAAGUCCGAGAGAGCAGAAAACAGGCCCGAGACUCGUCCAUCAGCGGCUGCUUCGGGUGGGUCCGAAAGUGGAUAUGCAUUAAAAAUGACUUGGAUAGUGAUGAAGAUUUUUAUGAGAGGAAAUGCCCAGACAACACGGGAGAGUGCACAGAAGACUCCCGAGACUCGUCCACCGGCGGGUGCUUCGAGUGCAUCCGAAAAUGGGUAUGUGAGAAGUUUCCCAGGAGCCUCGUAAAAGAACAAGAGACCCUGACAGCACAGCGCCCUGUGACGCCUGUGGCGGUGACAGCAGAGCGACCUGUGACGGCAACAGAACAGCGCCCUGAGACGCCUGUAACGGCGACAGAACAGCUACCUGUGACGGUGACAGCCCAGCGCCCUGUGACAGCAACAGAACAGGGCCCUGUGACGCCUGUGGCGGUGACAGCACAGCGCCCUGUGACGCCUGUGGCGGUGACAGCACAGCCACCUGUGACGGCAAUAGAACAGCGCCCUGUGACGCCUGUAACGGCGACAGAACAGCUACCUGUGACGGUGACAGCCCAGCGCCCUGUGACGCCUGUGGCGGUGACAGCACAGCGACCUAUGACGGCAACAGAACAGCGCCCUGUGACGCCUGUAACGGCGACAGAACAGCUACCUGUGACGGUAACAGAACAGCGACGCGGCGAGUGGAACUGCGUUAGGGACAGGAACGAAGGCAGCCACACAGCGACAUGUAGCACGGGCGACCAUGCAGACUACACUCUGCACGAGGGAGAGGCGCAGUGCUCAAUGCUGAACCGUGAGGACGCUGUGGAACCGGACAUGAUGAGUGCAGCGGAAACUCAGGGGGGAGCAGAAAACUCAGUGUCUGAAGGAGACGAAAACGGACAGACACUGAGUUUACCGGCUCCUGAACUGAAAGAAAUGGAUCCGCAAGCAACAGAAGAACGGCCCGUGAACGCAAGUGCAGAGCAGGUACAAACGGAACUGGGAGUACCAAAGACUGACAAACAAAUGAAGAAACUUGAAAAGGAAAACAGGAGACUAAGGAAGAUCCUUAAAAACCUGACAGAAGAGCGAGGAGAACAACUUGAUGAGGAAUUCGAGCCUCCCAGCAUGCAAGACGCUCUCUGUCAGAAGAAUUACAUGAGGAAGGUAAAGAAACAAAGCAAGAAAAUGGAGGAUCGCAUUACCAGUCUAAGAGCUCUUUCAGGCGCUUCGAAAGACCCUAACAGCACAGCGACCUGCGACGGAAACAGCACAGCCACCGGCGAGAGCGACAGCCCAGCGACUUGCGACGGAGACAGCACAGUCACCGGCAAGUGCGACAGGCUAGCCACCGGCGAGGGCGACAGCACAGCGACUUGCGACGGAGACAGCACAGCCACCGGCGAGGGCGACAGCCCAGCGACUUGCGACGGAGACAGCACAGUCACCGGCAAGUGCGACAGGCUAGCCACCGGCGAGGGCGACAGCACAGCGACUUGUGACGGAGACAGCACAGCCACCGACUAGUGCGACAGGCUAGCCGCCGGCAAGGGCGACAGCACAGCGACUUGCGACGGAGACAGCACAGCCACCGGCAAGUGCGACAGGCUAGCCGCCGGUAAGGGCGACAGCAACAGCGACUUGCGACGGAGACAGCACAGCCACCGACUAGUGCGACAGGCUAGCCGCCGGCAAGGGCGACAGCACAGCUACUUGCGACGGAGACAGCACAGUCACCGGCAAGUGCGACAGGCUAGCCACCGGCAAGUGCGACAGGCUAGCCGCCGGUAAGGGCGACAGCACAGCGACUUGCGACGGAGAGAGCACAGCCACCGGCAAGUGCGACAGGCUAGCCGCCGGCAAGGGCGACGGCCCAGCGACUUGCGACGGAAACAGCACAGCCACUGGCGAGGGCGACAGCCCAGCGAGAGCACAGCCGAUUGUACAAGAUUAAAAUAUCGUUCUUAUUGUAUCCAUUAUUUAUCACUACUAUAUUUAUUAUGGCGUUCAAUUAUUUCUUUUUACUAUUUUCAUUAAGGAGCAGUGUAAGGAGUCUGUGUAUUCAGUAUUUAAAUGCCGCUAAUUGUAAAGGCAUCAUAUAUAGUAUUUGUAGUAGCAAAUCACACAUAAUUUUGACAAAUGACACUAAUUUAUAUAAAUAUGUUUACUACUAUUAUUA
Molecule: messenger RNA, 2378 nt
Organism: Cryptotermes secundus
Lineage: Eukaryota; Metazoa; Arthropoda; Insecta; Blattodea; Kalotermitidae
Product: putative surface protein SACOL0050
Exons: 9
Coding region: 119-1726 (535 amino acids)
Source: RefSeq, a predicted model, not a curated record